Rhincodon typus (whale shark) is the source of this 7169-nucleotide messenger RNA. It is a transcript of the gene sptlc3, whose product is annotated as serine palmitoyltransferase, long chain base subunit 3. NCBI's taxonomy places the organism in Eukaryota, Metazoa, Chordata, Chondrichthyes, Orectolobiformes, Rhincodontidae. Bases 1 to 1623 code for a protein of 540 amino acids. Gene Ontology annotation, biological process: sphingosine biosynthetic process; ceramide biosynthetic process. The transcript is spliced from 12 exons. Gene Ontology annotation, cellular component: serine palmitoyltransferase complex. The record is from RefSeq and is a predicted model, not a curated record. Gene Ontology annotation, molecular function: serine C-palmitoyltransferase activity; pyridoxal phosphate binding.
AUGGCUGCUACUGGCAAAGCAAUUAAAAUUUGUGUUCUCAAGAGGCUAAAAAUAGAGGGGAUCGUAUCUCAGAAGCAAAAUGGCAAGCCCAAGACAGAACACAGUAAGAAGACUUUUUCGGAAUCUUUUGAGCAGCCUCCAAUGUAUGUUCCUGUCCUCACUUACAUGGGCUAUGGGAUUGUAACCUUGUUUGGCUAUCUAAGAGACUUUCUGCGCUCCUGUGGUCUUGAGAAAUGUCACGCAGCUCGGGAGAGGAAAGAACAAAAGGAUUUUGUGCCACUUUACCAAGAUUUUGAAAAUUUCUACAAGCGAAAUCUGUACAUGAGAGUCCGCGACAACUGGAACCGCCCAAUUUGCAGUGUGCCCGGACCUACUUUUGACUUGGUGGAGCGGGUCUCUGAUGACUACAACUGGACUUUCAGGUACACGGGACGAAUAAUUAAGGAUGUGAUUAACAUGGGCUCCUACAACUACCUCGGUUUUGCUGAAAACAAAGGAGAGUCCUUGAACUCUGUGGCAGAAGUGACAAUGACGUACGGUGUAGGAGUGUGCAGCACAAGGCAGGAAAUGGGCAACCUGGACAAGCACAUUCAGCUUGAACAGUUAGUCGCCCAGUUUUUGGGUGUAGAGGCAGCAAUGACAUUUGGGAUGGGCUUUGCAACCAAUUCGAUGAACAUCCCAGCUCUAGUUGGGAAGGGCUGCCUUAUUCUGAGUGAUGAGUUGAACCACACUUCUCUAAUCCUGGGUGCUCGUUUGUCAGGAGCCAUCAUCCGAGUGUUUAAACACAACAAUCUGCAGAGCCUGGAGAAGCUUCUGCGGGAUGCUGUGGUCAAUGGGCAGCCCCGAACCCACAGACCCUGGAAGAAAAUCCUCAUUGUGGUGGAGGGAAUUUACAGCAUGGAAGGCUCGAUGGUCCGUCUGCCAGAGAUCGUAGCUUUGAAAAAGAAGUACAAAGCCUAUCUGUACCUGGAUGAAGCACAUAGUAUAGGAGCAGUGGGGGCAACAGGCCGAGGUGUGGUCGAAUACUUCGCUGUUGACCCCACAGACAUUGACGUGCUGAUGGGCACCUUUACCAAAAGCUUUGGGGCAACUGGAGGAUAUGUCGCUGGCAAGAAGGAGCUUGUGGAUUAUUUACGAGCAUAUUCUCAUAGUGCUGUCUAUGCUGCCUCAAUGCCUCCGCCAAUUGUGGAACAGAUUAUCAGAUCACUAAAAUGUAUCAUGGGACUUGAUGGAACGACAAUAGGUAUUGAGCGAGUGCGUCAGCUGAGAGAGAACGCCCGUUAUUUCCGACGGCGGUUGCAUGAGAUGGGCUUCAUCACUUAUGGGAACGACGAUUCUCCAGUGGUACCCUUGUUGUUGUACAUGCCUGGCAAAGUAGGUGCGUUUGCCAGGAGAAUGCUGAAGAAGAACAUUGGGGUAGUAGUAGUGGGAUUUCCAGCCACUCCCAUUGUGGAAUCUCGGGCUCGCUUCUGCCUGUCUGCAGCCCACACACGCCAGAUGCUGGACACGGUGCUGAAUGUCCUGGAUGAAAUGGGUGAUUACCUACAAGUCAAGUACUCCAGGCAGUCUCCUUCUGUUCGUCCUGAGCUCUACAACGAGUCAGACUUUGAAUUGGAAGACUGAACUACCUCUGCAGUGUGAGCAUAAGCGUUUACACCACAUGUGCCCCUCUACCACUCCCCAUUGACGGAAACAGCAUACGUUUGCAUGCGCCUCUUCCUCUUUAAUGUGCGUGAAUCGGGGGUGGGUGGGGGAAUAAGGGCAGCAGCGAGAGGCUGCAGCAAGGCGAUGAACCUAUCCGAGCGUGUAGAGAGCGAGCCAACAAGCAACCCCUAGGGCACAGUUAUUCACCAGUAACACACCGCUGAUGGCCUCAGACAGAUGCUCCUCUGUAAUGUGCCCAGUACUGUGGGAGAAGUGAGAGACCAGAGAGAAAGAAAUCAAAGAGUUUGGUUCACAAGUCCUGCAGCUGUCCUUUCUUCAGAUGUUUGUUCACUUGUGCAGUUUGUCAAUUUUGGAGUAUUUUUUAAAAAAAACGAAAAAAAUUUAUUUAAAAAGCACUGUUGCUGUUACUCCAGGCGAGAAUUUAAAUUUUUAAAAAAAUCUUUCUAUGCAACUAUUGUAAUAAAUAUGCAUUCAGGAAUUAACCAAAAGUUAAACUCAGGCAUUUUUGGGUGGGUCUUUGUUAGAAUUUAAUUCACCUGCAAUUAGAUUUUCAGGCUGAUAUUAUUCAUAACUUUGGAUGUUUUGAUGGGAAACUGUUACCAAAGAAUUGCCUAAUCAUAUGGAAUUUUGUUGAAAGUUGUGGAAAAUAAUAUACCUGUAAAUACAGAAAUUAUAAUUUUUGUAAACCUUUAUCUAAAGUCCUGCUGAGAUUAAUUUAAAAUAUUAUCCUGGGGGAAUGCAAGGCAUAUUCUGAAUGUUCGAAGAGAGUGGUUUGGAUUGUUUUUAAAAUGUGAAAUUUUUCCUUCACACGAGUGUGUAAUAUUUGAGGGAUAAAAGGCUUUUUUAAGGGAAGCAAAAAAUGAUUAAUUACUUCAGAUUUCUAUCCACAUUUGAUAUUUUUAAAAAUAGUUAAUUUCAGUCAUCUUCAUUGCCUCAUUUUUAAAUAAUCUAGGUUUUACAUGCCGCUUGACCACCCUAUGCUGUUUUCCUUCAGCCCAUGGGAGGGAGGGAAGGGUUUCUCAGUGGUAGGGUAUAAGUCAUGCGCUCCAAUGCUGCUCCUGUCCAGGGCCCCUGACCCAAGUUCAGAUCCCCUCUCGCCUUCCUGGGCCCUGGAGUUCCUUAGUCCAAGCCACAGUUGCCUGCUUGACCACUGCUGCUGUGACUCUCCUUGAGAUGAUGAUCACAAGGCCUUUCUACCCCCCUCAGGGAAAGCUGGAUACUCAGUGCUUCCAGUCCAGCCCUGAUUUUGAACCUUCUGAGUGAAUGUCUUUGACCAAGGGACUGCUUGACCCCAGUAUUGCUCAGCAUCACUCAAAGCCCAUGCUUCUCAAUAUGAUUUAGUACAGUGAUAGUCAUCAGUUAGGUCCCUUCACAUCCCGAAGUUGCCAAUCUAUCCUGUAGUGAAGCAGCUCCAUGACUAAGGGCAAAUUUUGCCAUUUAAAAACACAAUCUGUAUUACUGCAGUUUUUCCACAGGUUGUUCGUUUUUAAGAAUAUUGAUCUUUGCUUAAACGCUUGUAACUUUUCUUUUUAAACUGUAGUGAUUGUUUUGUUCCAUUCUUGAACCCAACAUGUAGCUCAAAUCAUAACAUGCACAUAUCCAAAAUUGUUACUACUUUGUCCCUUCAGAAGAAAUGGAAAAACUUGCAAAAUUCAAUGUCUUCCAGAUUAUUGAAAAGAUAAUAUAAUGAAAUCUCGGUAGUAAUACUAAACCAGUGCCUCUAAUUAAUGCUUAAAUUCUAUAAAUUUAGCAGGAUAUGUUAUUACAGUGGGUCCAGAUUCUAACUGUCUUUUACCUCCAGUAUCAGUAUUGCUGUCGUCUCACCGAAUGUCAUUGACUGUAAUUCUAUGUCCAGAAUGGCAUCCCUUUAAGAAGUCAGAUUGAAAAUAGGGUAAACCGUACUGAAAUUGAAGAUUCACAAACAAUUAUUUCCAUUCCUUUAAAGUCCUUUUGAGGAAUUGGUUUUAACACCCCUCAGCUCAUUGGCAAAUGGCUUUAUUAGCAGCACUGAGCAGUCUGGUAUAUGGUGCAGAGAAUGCAUUAGUUCCUCCUGCACAGUACUGCAGUUUUGUUUGCGCUGAACUCCAGUGUCCGUUCGGAUGCUACUUAAACUGACACUGUUUGUACUUUCUUGACUAAAGGUUCUCUGGUUUGGGAGGCUGAAAUGGUGCCAUUUCCACUGAUCUAUACUUGCAGAUGCAAGCUAUGUCAAGUGGUUGGUUUUGGAGAACUUCUGCAUUGCAGACCAAUGAGCACUGCUGUCCUGAAACUUUCUAAACAGUAACUUGUCUCCCUGCAGCUUCAGUGGUUCAGUUUGGUAGCACCACCAUCUUGGAAUCAGGAGGCUGCAGGUUCAAAUCCCGCGCCAGAGACAUGCACAAAAAUCUAGGCUACACCCCCAGUGCAGCACUAUCCCGUUCCCACUGUUUUAAAGAAUCACAGAGGUCUUAUCCAUAUGGACCCUGACCAAAAUUUAUCUCUCAACCAAUUUCACAGAAAAUUAUUUGAUUGUUUUAAUUUUGCCAGAGCUUGCUGUGUGCAAAUUGGGUGCUGCUUUUAUGUACUGCAGUGGUGCACUUCAAAUGUAGAUCACUAGCUGUAAAGUGCUUUGGGAUGACUUGAGGACAGAACAGGCACUUCAGAAAUGCAUGGCUGUCUUCCAAUCAGGUCCGGUGGGACAAAAGACAGCAUUGUAUGUGUGUGGAUCAAGUGGCUGCCUCAUGAGGCACUUAAAUAAUGUCAUAUGAGAGUAGCUGGCACAUAGACAUGAGUGAUUUCUUUGAGGGGGUGUGCAGAUUUGUAAGGCUAAUACCAAGCUCGUUGGCAGAGGCAGGUGUAAAAUAAAUUCUCCUUGGCCACCAAUCUAAAAUGUCUUGGCUGGCACUUUCUAGCCAAGACAAGCUCAAGUCUGGUGAAGGUCUGAGCAGCCAGAGUCAGAAAGACAGUAUUUAAAAUGCCUUAAACCCUAUUAGGACACUUCCAAGAUACAGAGCUGCUUCCUGCCAAAAUGAAAAAAAAAAUCUGAUCCUUAAUUUAGUUCACAAUUCACUGUCACUUAAUUCACAAUCUGGGGACUGUGAAAGAACAAGUGUUUAGAUGCUUGUUUCUUUCCCCUGGGUAUUUUGAGACUGUUACAAUGUAGUAGGCAACUGCUUUGCCUUGUAGCUGACAGUUUGAACUUAGAGUGUCCCAGGAGGAAAUGUGCUCCUUUUCCCUCCAUACCCUUGUUUCUCAUCUUGACGGACCACAAAUUUCUAACUUGGAUUUAAUUUGACAUAUGUUUGCUUGCACAGCAGGGUGUCUGUGGUGGCACCUUUUCACAGUUGCCUUUCCAUCUGUGUACACUGCUUUUCACACUGUAUUUGCUAAAGUCAUCUAAGUCUUUUAAUUUCAACAUUUGUGCCAUUUUUAGGAUAACACCCAUUGAGCAUAAAGUAAAAAGUUACAGUUUUACGUGUAGUGGGAAUUGGCUAUAACCUGUAAACCUGCCUCUGUUAAUUUGUGUCUGACUUACUGCAUUGGAUUGAAGUUUAACAGCCUCCUAUGCUGAAGGAACAAGGUCAGAAUUCCUAAUAAGUAUUCGGGUUUGAUGACGAUUACCACAUUUUUCUAGUUAUUGAAAGCUGUAAAAUCAGGCAACAAUGGGCCUGAAGAAGGAUGGAUUCCCAGAUUUCAUGGGGUUAUUUUCCUCAGUGGAAAACCAUUUGCCAAAUCUAUCCUCAUCGAGGUUACCUAACGAUGAAACAAUGUAAAUCCGGUUUCUUAAAAAUGUGCAAUUUCCUCCCUUGAGCCUAAGCACAUUCACAACUCAAGCUAAGAGAGGGACUUGGUGAAAAAGCUUUUUUCUUUAGAAAGCCAGAAAAAUGUUGAGGUAAAUUCAUGCAACUUUUCAUUGGAUUGCACCUAUCAUCCAUCUGGACUUACACAUGUGCUCACUGGUUCAAGAAUCUGUUCACAGGAUCAAAAAUUGUCUUGUUACCCUCCUGGCCAGUGUAGUUAUCUAUGGUUGUAAUCAUACAGGGAUGGUGUGUUUCUAUACUUUUUAACCAUCUCAAUCUUAUUGGGACACUGUAUCUGCGCCAUUUACUAAGAGGAGUCAAUGUAUCUGUCCAAUUCUGGCAGUUAAAUGGAAUGAGGGACAUAUUGAGCUAAUUUUAUUUUGCAACACUUUCAUCUAGGUGAAGGAAAGCAGGCAAAGAAAAUCCGAUGUUCCUUGGACCCAUUUAGGAAUGAUUCAGCUAAUACUGCAACAAACCGUUGAAAAUCCACAACACUUAGAUUUGCAAGCACUUUUAACCCACAAUCUCUGACCAGGUUUGAAUUAAUCCUGUCAAUAACACAGCUACCUUGAAUAAGCCAACCACUUUCUUGCCUCAAAAUUCAUUCGGCAUUUGUGAUAAACGUGACUGUCUACCCUUAGCCUGAAUUUUUCCAUGUUGUUCUGAAGGGAUUACAACGUCAUUAGGACCUGAUUUUAAUGUCUAAUUAUGUUUGUUAAAAGAUGUCCAAUAGAAUUAUUUUGUGAACCCAUCCUAAUAGUUUGUGAUAAGUUCUAGCAGCAGUGAUAGGCCAUUCCGCCUAUCAAGUCUGCUUCGCUAUUCAGAUUUGAUAAUCCUCAACUCCACUUUCUACUUUUACCCAUUACCCUUUGACUCUCUUCUGACUUUCUCAGCCAUGAAUUAUAUUUAAUGACCCAGUCUCCACAGCUUUCUGUAGUCAAGGAUUCCACAAGUUCACUACCCUCUGAGAGAAGAAAUUCCUUAUCUCUGUCUUAGCUUGAUGACUUCUUACUCUGAGGAUUUGCCUUCUGGUUGUAGACUCUCCCACGAUGGAAAAUAAACCACUCUGUAUUUAACCUGCCAAGCCCUCUAAGAAUCUUAUUUGUUUCGAUAAGGUUUCAUUCAUUCUUCUAAACUCCAGUGAUUAUACAUUGUAAGUCAGUCCAUGCAAAUCUCAUUGUUUACUACUUCUAGUUGCAACUGGGGAGGGAAAAUAAAUCCCGGAUAGUUCUAUCAAGACAUUUAGGCACCUAGAGCAAAAACAAACAUGGCAGAAAAAUUAUUUAACUUGCAAUUUCAAUAUUAAAUGUGGCAGUUUAUAAACUAUAAGGAAACUAGUUACAAAGGUUUAUCUUUAAGUUCUAACUGCAUGCACUGAGACACAGGAAAUAACAUGGCCAACACGUACAAUCUCAAAAGAAGGCUCCUACCUCUGUUCAGAUAAUUGACUUCAGGUUAUGGCAGGAUAUACUACUGGGUCUGUGAGCAGUGUUGUGUAUACUAACAGGGAUUGGCAAGGAUUAAUUUGUAAAUUUAAUUUAUGUAUGACCUCCAUGUGCUUUAAAGUAUUGAGUGUGAAAAGUUUGUGUAUGCUUGUGUACUGACUUUUAAUAUCUAAUGGACAAGAAAGAAAUUACAAUUCCUUUUGUCACAUCAUUUUGUUUUGUAUAUCUGAUGAAGACACUUGAUUGGCAUGAGCAAAUAAAGCCAUUUGCGUUCCCUUAA